CUAGGCAAUCAAGCUAAAGCAGCAAUGAAUGCUGGCGAUCUUGUUUCUGAUGACUUAAUCAUGGGCAUUAUGGCUGAACGUCUUAAAGAAGAUGAUUGUAAAGCAGGUUACUUACUAGAUGGUUUCCCACGCACUAUUCCUCAAGCAGAAGCUUUAAAAGUUAUGCUUGCAGAAAUGGGCGAAACAUUAGAUUGCGCGGUUGAAAUUGACGUUGCACGUGACGUAAUUCUUGAUCGUUUAACAACACGUCGUACUUGUUCUGGCUGUGGUGAAAUCUACAAUGUUAAAUCUAACCCACCUGCAGUUGAAGGCAAGUGUGAUAAAUGUGGCGAGCCUGUUGUACAACGUGAUGAUGAAACUGAAGAAGCUAUCAGCAACCGUCUAAACGUAUACAACGACCAAACUGCACCUUUAGUUGGUUUCUACAAAAACGAAGGUUUAUUGCUUUCU
Priapulus caudatus is the source of this 450-nucleotide messenger RNA. RefSeq names its product adenylate kinase-like. The record is from RefSeq and is a predicted model, not a curated record. The annotation marks the transcript as partial. NCBI's taxonomy places the organism in Eukaryota, Metazoa, Priapulida, Priapulimorpha, Priapulimorphida, Priapulidae. Gene Ontology annotation, cellular component: cytoplasm; cytosol. Gene Ontology annotation, molecular function: ATP binding; nucleoside diphosphate kinase activity; AMP kinase activity. Gene Ontology annotation, biological process: nucleoside monophosphate metabolic process; nucleoside diphosphate metabolic process. The transcript has a single exon.